AUGACGGUUCUCGUGGCGAUACUGUGUGCGUUGUUUGUGUUGGACUUGGGAGCAAGGGGUCGUACCUGGGCGCACAGAGGCAGCGUGAGACCGUACGUCAACUUCAACGCCGAACAGGACGCCGACCUUCUCAAUAAAGCCAUGAAAGGAUUCGGUACGGAUGAAGACAUGGUCCUCAUGCUUCUGUCGGCACGCAGCAACGAGCAACGGCAGCAAAUUAAAGCCACGUUUAAAACGGCCUAUGGAAAGGAUCUGGUCAGCACACUGAAAUCGGAGCUCGGCGGACUGUUUGAGAAUCUGAUCGUGGCGUUGAUGACCCCGCCUACCUCCUACGACGCUCUCCAACUGCACAAAGCGAUCAAGGGAGCCGGGACCGAGGACGACGUACUGAUUGAGAUAAUGGCCUCCAGGACCGGCGACCAGAUUAAAGAUAUCGUCAAAGCGUACGAGAAAGAGUUCAACGAAAAGCUGGAGAAAGAUAUCUACGGCGACACCUCGGGUCACUACCAGAGACUGCUGGUGAUCCUCCUGCAGGCCAGCAGGCAGGAGGGAGUGGACGAGGAGAACGUAGAGAAAGACGCCAAGGACUUGUACGCCGCCGGUAAGGGCAUGUUCGGCACCGACGAGGAUCAGUUCAUCACGAUUCUUGGCCGACGCAGCGCGGAGCACCUCAGGAAAGUGUUCGACGUCUACAAGAAGCUCUACGGCUCCGACAUGGAGGACAGCGUGGAAGGAGAAACCACCGGGAACCUGGAGAACCUGCUGUUGGCCGUUGUGAAAUGUGCCAGGAGCGUGCCACAGUUUUUUGCCGAAGCCCUGUAUAAAUCUAUGAGGCGCGCUGGAACGGACGACGACACCCUGACGAGGAUAAUGGUGUCGAGGAGCGAGGCAGACAUGUUGGACAUCAGAGUCUGCUUCAAGAAGACUUACGGAGCGUCUCUGCGCACCACGAUCCAGGAGGACACAACCGGAGACUACCAGAAGGCGUUGCUCUACCUCUGUGGUGCGGGGGAUUAAAGUCGUUUUACGAGGCGUUUAGCGCUCCGUGUCGCCAGAUCUGAUCCACAGUUUCCGGCCCGAUCGCAGCUUAAAACCUGCAGCCCAGUUCAAUACCAAUCACGUGUCGUGGAACACACACGAUGAGCAAGCAGAGAACCCACCAGCACGACACGCUUCAUUCUGAAAACACUGACCUGCUGCUUUCACGUGAGAUAAGUUAUUGAUCUGGAGCUGUAGAUUCUUUAGUGUUUCUGUGAUUGCAUUUGCAUCAAUUAAGUUACAGUCGAGGAGUGCAUUGACUUCAAAGAUGUUUUUCUUUCAUAUUGGUGAUUUGAGCAGCUCAAUAAGUAGAGUGCAGUUUAGCUCGUAUAGUAGGUGACAAAUGGUUGCAGUGUUUUGAAUUAAUUAGUGUUUUUGUUUUUAUGUUUUCAGUUGUCUGUUGGUGUUGAAUUAAUAAAUAAAAUCUAACAUGUCAACGUC
This is a messenger RNA of Pseudoliparis swirei, 1479 nucleotides long. RefSeq names its product annexin A5a (gene anxa5a). Gene Ontology annotation, biological process: negative regulation of coagulation. The transcript has 12 exons. Gene Ontology annotation, molecular function: calcium-dependent phospholipid binding; calcium ion binding. The coding region runs from base 1 to 1017 and encodes 338 amino acids. Gene Ontology annotation, cellular component: cytoplasm. The record is from RefSeq and is a predicted model, not a curated record. NCBI's taxonomy places the organism in Eukaryota, Metazoa, Chordata, Actinopteri, Perciformes, Liparidae.